Messenger RNA from Sinocyclocheilus anshuiensis, 1793 nucleotides. It is a transcript of the gene dctd, whose product is annotated as dCMP deaminase. Gene Ontology annotation, cellular component: cytoplasm. Gene Ontology annotation, molecular function: zinc ion binding; dCMP deaminase activity. Lineage: Eukaryota; Metazoa; Chordata; Actinopteri; Cypriniformes; Cyprinidae. The transcript is spliced from 6 exons. The record is from RefSeq and is a predicted model, not a curated record. Gene Ontology annotation, biological process: pyrimidine nucleotide metabolic process. Bases 132 to 737 code for a protein of 201 amino acids.
ACCCGGAACAGUGGGCUGGACUUUUUUUUCGCGGGAAGUUCCUCAGCUCUGCUGUGCUGUGUGUGUGUGUUUAGUGCGAUUCGCGUCAGGAAAUUUCGAUUAGAACAGACUCCGUAUUCUCUGAUUAAGCCAUGGACCACAAUGCAAAGAACGAUACAUCACAGCUCAACGGAACACACAGUGAAGGUUUGACAAAGAAGAGGCAGGACUACCUGGAGUGGCCUGAGUAUUUCAUGGCUGUUGCCUUCUUAUCAGCGCAGCGAAGCAAGGACCCCAGUUCUCAGGUUGGUGCCUGUAUUGUGAAUCAAGAAAACAAGAUCGUGGGUAUUGGCUACAAUGGCAUGCCCAACGGUUGUGACGAUGACCUGCUGCCCUGGUCUCGCAGUGCUGAUAACAAGCUGGACACCAAAUACCCCUAUGUGUGUCACGCAGAGCUGAACGCCAUUAUGAAUAAGAACUCGGCAGAUGUCAAGGGUUGCACCAUGUAUGUAGCGCUCUUCCCCUGCAACGAGUGCACCAAACUCAUUAUUCAAGCAGGUAUAAAAGAUGUGAUCUAUUUGUCAGACAAAUACCAUGACACUCCAGAAAUGACUGCCUCCAGACGGCUUCUUAACUUGGCGGGCAUCACGUACAAGCAAUUCCAGCCAAAGCAAGGCAGGAUUGUCAUUGAUUUUAAUUCAAUCAACCACCCCGGAUUGAAAACUUCCAGUGGUUUUGGAGGCGUACAGUCACCAUAGACUGAGGAACUUGGAACAUGACACUAAGUAUUCAUAAAACAGACUCAUUGUUUUUCUCACUUUAUGUGCUGGUGAAGGUCAUUAUGAGUUUGACAGUGAUUACUAAAUAGAUGUAUAGUAGUUCACUGUUUUGUUUUAAGUCUUUGUUUUUUCAAAUCUUGAAACUUGCGGUUUCUUUUAUGUAUUUGCUCUAAAGCAUGACAUAAUUUUUUUUUUUUUUUAAUCAAUUUACAUGCAAAAUAGCAGCCGGUUUGUGACCUUGGCUGAUGUGCCUUUUUUAAUUGAUUCUUUUAGUUUCAGUAUUUAUGAUGAGUGUGAUGACAACGAGGACAUUAAAAUCAAGCUGGAUGCCAACAUUAACCAAAUCAAAUGUUAUUUACUUUUUUCUUUUAACCUUUUUGUAUUCUCUAUGACAAGGCUGAUUAGAUUUUGAUGUUCAUUUCACAAAUACUAAAACUGCAAAUUACCCUUCCCUUUUAAACCAUUAACCACUGAUGGCUGUUUUGCUCAUAUUAUAAGUUUUUGUAAGCACCACAGUAGAUAAACCUCAUAUUCUGUCAAUCCACACUGUUUUGUGCAUGUUGUGUCUCUUCAGGUUAGAACCCACAACUUCAGGUUUUAAUAAAAAAAAACAAAAACAAAAAGAGGAGACUUGCAUUUGGAGGGAACAGUUUUUAAAUGUUACUUAUCGUUACACCGGGAUCACACUCCCAAAAUUUUCAUUGCCAUACUAUGAGAGUUAGAAUAUUGUUUUUUUUUGUUGCAUAACACAAAACACAAAAUAAAUCAUAACUGCCCACAGCUGCUGUUAGGUUUUGUUCUGUGGCAUGCAUACAUCAUUUAACAGGUCAAAAGUUUGUUGGACUUUCAAAUUACUUGAUGCAUUUCUUAACAAUAAUUGUUUUCUCUCUCUAGGAGUAUCACUUGUCACUGCUGUUCAUUCAUAAUGCAGAUAUCUUGUCAACAAAUCUUAAUUUCUUAAUCUUAUUUUAAGAAUGAAACAUUGCUCAUAUUAUGGUUGUUUGCCAUUGCAAUUGAAUUUGUCAUUUAUAUCUA